Tachysurus fulvidraco (yellow catfish) is the source of this 3739-nucleotide messenger RNA. RefSeq names its product NIPA like domain containing 3 (gene nipal3). The transcript has 11 exons. The coding region runs from base 193 to 1365 and encodes 390 amino acids. Lineage: Eukaryota; Metazoa; Chordata; Actinopteri; Siluriformes; Bagridae. Gene Ontology annotation, molecular function: magnesium ion transmembrane transporter activity. The record is from RefSeq and is a predicted model, not a curated record. Gene Ontology annotation, biological process: magnesium ion transport. Gene Ontology annotation, cellular component: membrane.
CUAUUCUGGUUACAGGUGUAACCGGAAACGGAAGUGUUUAUGAAAGCUGUCGAGAUACGUUGACAGUGACUGGGACUGUCUGAAAUAAUGACUUGAAAUGUAAAGUUUUGAAGUAUCUGAUUUAAGAAAAAACUAACAACAGAAACAAGGACAAGGGAUGACAGAGCAACUGCACCGGGAAUAUUAAUAAUAAUGAUGAGUCCGUUUCAAACCGGAAGCCUGUACGCGGCGCAGGGGCCGCUUUCCUACACUGACAACCUCAUCGGUACAUUGCUGGCUAUCAUCGGGAAUUUACUCAUCAGCAUCUCCGUGAACAUACAGAAACAAAGCCAUGUGGUGUUGGCGGGCACUAAGGAUCCGAGGCCUUACUACUUCACAAAGACAUGGUGGAGUGGUCUUGUGCUUCUGCUGAUCGGAGAAGGAUCCCUGUUUGCAUCCUACGCCUUUGCGCCGCUCUCACUCAUCGCCCCCCUCAGCGCUGUGUCUCUCAUAGCCAGCUGUAUUUUAGGAUUUCUGUAUCUGAGAGAAAAAUGGAGCCCAAAGGAGUUUCUGAAGCGCUACAUUUUAUCAUUCCUCGGCUGUGCCUUGACUGUAGGCGGAACAUAUCUCUUUGUCACGUUCGGGCCAAACUCUCACGAGCAACUGAACGCCGAAAACAUCGUGAAGCACCUGACUGGCUGGCCCGUCCUCCUGUACCUGCUACUGGAGAUCAUCACGUUCUGUCUGGUGCUGUACUUUUACAAACAGCACAAUGUGAACUUCCUUGUGCUCAUCCUGCUGCUAGUGGCACUGCUGGGCUCUGUGACGGUCAUCACAGUGAAGGCGGUUGCAGGAAUGGUGGUUCUCAGCAUUCAGGGAUCUCUCCAGCUCAGUUAUCCCAUUUUCUACGUCAUGUUUGUUUGCAUGGUGACCACCAUCUUCUUUCAGGCAUCAUUUCUAGCUCAGGCGUCCCGUUUGUACGAUUCCUCCCUCAUCGCCUGCGUUAACUACAUCUUCUCCACCGUGUUUGCUGUCGGUGCAGGCGCCAUAUUUUACCUGGAGUUCAACCACGAGGAUGUUCUGCACAUCUGCAUGUUUUUAUUAGGAUGUGCCAUGUGCUUCCUCGGCGUCUUCCUCAUCACCAAAAACAAGAAGAAAUCCAAAGCUUUUGAGCCGUAUGUGACCAUGGACAUGGUGAAAGGUAUUCCAACGAUCCAUGAAAAAGGCUGGCCCAUUCAGCCGGAUUAUAACGGUUCUUUCUCCUACGGCACCCUCGUGAACAACGACACUGUCACACCUGCAACUCUCCCAGUGGUGAAUCGGGAUACGUGUGCAUCCCCAGACAGGGGUCACCCGUACCAGGCAGACGAGAUCAAAAAAGACUAGUUAAACCUCUGACAGGACCUCCCAUUUAUAAAAAAAAAAAAAGAAGAAGAAGAAAAAAGAAUAAAAGAUGCAUCUGACUUUAUUGCUCUCUUCAAGCAUUUAGUUCUAUAGGAUACUGAAUGACUUGCUGGUCCAGAAAAACUGAAUGGCAACGAUUCCAGAAAACUUUUAAAGACUCUCGAGCAUCCCAGUUGUCAGACCUUUUUUUUUUUUUUUUUUUUUUAAAUCUACUGCAGACGUCAGGGUGAGCUAAAGCAAAAACUCGGCUCCAGAACGGCUCACAUCUUCAUUCCACACUGCUGUUAGUCUUAAUCUUUGCUGGUGUUCAGUGUAGCUUUUGUGUGUGUUUUGACGGCAACACACCACUUCACAGCCAAAGAAAAUCCCUAAUACAUAAAAACUUCAUCAAGUAAUGAAGGUUGUGCUGAGAGUCAUUGUGCAUUGUCAUCUAUAAUAACCAUAUUUAUUAUAAUACGAAGAUGCCUUAGAACAAAACGUUUUGCCCUUAAAGAAGCACCGGUAUCACUCUGUGCUCCGGUUACUUUCUGUAUUUCUUCUCAUGUCCAUGUGAGUUUCCUCCAGGUUCUUCAGGAUUCUUCCAGAUCCUUCAGGUUUCCUUCUGUCUCCCAAAAACAUGCCUAUAGCUCCGUUCAUACUUCUGGGACUAUAAAGUAGUUCCAGGUGUGACUGUGUGUAUGGUGCCCUGAGAUAGAUGGGUGACAUUUUUCUGGUCCAGAAAUGCCCUUUUUCCCCUAUCAGGCAAUUGUAAAGCACAGGAUGGAAUCGACUGAGAGGAAGGAGGAAAUUCAUUACGCUUUAUAAAUGACACUGCUAUUUCAAGCAGAAUAUUUCAACAGUGCUUUAUUCAGUGUAUUUUAUUGGAUCGGUCUUCACCACCAUGCCUUUAUUCCUCAUCCUAACGCUAUGCAUUCAGCUCUACUCUAUGCUGCUGCAGCAUCAGUUUACUCUCAUCAGUAUAAUCACAUACAAGCACGCAUCUAAAGGAAAGGAGUUGAUUCUAGAAUGGCAGCAUCUGGGCUUUUUACAUUCAAAAGAUUUUUUUUGGUGUGGUAACAUCUGCCCAGAUGUGUAAACAAUCAGCUGUACUUACUCACAUUCCGGUGUUGUGUCAUCCAUCUUUUCAUCCAUCUUUGGUCUUUGUUUGUUUUUGAUAUGGGUGUAAGGGCAUGCAAGAUCUCUUUGCUCCUCAGAAUGGCUCUUGGGGUCCAGACUAUAUUUCAUAUUUCUGUAUGUCAUAAUGGUGGAUAGACUCCAGCUUUUUUUUUUUUUUUUUUUUUAAUAUUUAUUUUAAUGAUGAUUCCAAGUCAUCGUGGUGAUGGUUGAAAUCCCAUCAGGAGAGCUAGUCUUAGACACUGUGAUAAACAUUGCUUACAUGAAGGUUAUGUGGUAUCAGUUUUGUCUUACUUACAUGUUGUGUUAUCUGUAAAUCAUUAUUAAAGCUUUGCAAACGGAAUAAAUUAUAUACACAUAAAUAGCUAGUCAGACAAUGGUGCCAUAAUAUAAUUAUUAUAAUAAUAAUAUAUGGUAUUAAAUAUAGCAUGAUGGCUUGUACACAGAGGUGUUUUUGUUGUUGGAAAAGCUAUAUAUCAAGCUACAAAGCUUUCAAGCUUAUUACUGAUUGAGUAUUAAGUAAAAUAAGGUAUUUUGAAAUGUCCAGAAUUCAGCAAAAAAACAUAUUUAUAGCUGAAUUUCAGCUAUUUGUGAAAGUUACUGCUUUUCCUAAUCAAGCUAAUUUGAACUUCAAAUGUGUCUUCAUACCAAUGACCUAAGAGUUCACAAACAUUUUCAUGAAGGCAUACAUGCUGUAUGAAUGAUUUAUGAAACUCAUUAGCUCUGACCUUACCUGUAGUUUGAUCAGUUGAGGAUCUCAGCUCUCAGAUGUUUAUCUGAGGUCCCUCAUUGCUUUAAAAGCUUUAAGUUGGCAUCGGCCUCAGUGCCUCUGGUGUGAGCCGGUGGAGAAUUCAGUUCAUCAUUUGUACUAGUAAUAAUUGAAUCCUAUGUUGUCACUUUAUUUCUGAAGGUAAAUGUGUAGUUGAAAAGAGUUACAUUUAUUUUCAUUUAUUUAUUUCUUUACUGUACAGUAGAAAGAUUAGAAAUCAUCACACUGUCUUAAUUUGCAAUUCCAAAGAAUUUGUCAGUGUCUGGUCCAAAGGAAAAAUGAUACAUGUGUAGAUGUGUGUCAGACUGAUGUUUUUAAGGGUAACACUAAUUAAUCUUUGAAUCAAUAAAAUAAGCUGAAUACUGAUUUCGAUGUUGCUGAAGUUAUAAGAUUGCAACUUGUUAAAACUGUAAUUGGUGCGUGGCUUGAUUUCUUCAGUGUGACUUUGGGCAUUAAACUCUACCCUGUAUUCCA